Molecule: messenger RNA, 2536 nt
Organism: Asparagus officinalis (garden asparagus)
Lineage: Eukaryota; Viridiplantae; Streptophyta; Magnoliopsida; Asparagales; Asparagaceae
Product: L10-interacting MYB domain-containing protein-like
Exons: 2
Coding region: 205-762 (185 amino acids)
Source: RefSeq, a predicted model, not a curated record
CCCAUUUUACCCCACAUUAUCCCAUUUUACCCCAAGUUAUCCCACUCAAAUUAUCCCAUUGGGUAAAAUUACCACAUUGGAACAAUUUACCCCAAUUUACCCCAAAUUACCCCAAUGAAUAACGCCCCCUAAGUGGUGGAGAUUUCCCCUUCUCAAGGAGUGGGAACUUGGUCUGAAAAUGUGAAGCUUUAUUUCAUAGACUUGAUGGAGGAAGAAGUAAAAAAGGGAAAUAGGCAUACAACUACAUUUACUAAAUCCUCUUGGAAAUUCAUGGAGCAUGAGUUGAAAAAGAAGACGGGGAGAGAAUACACUCAUGACCAAAUAAAAAAUAAGUUUAACCAAUUGAGACAAAGCUGGAAAAUUUUGAAAAGUCUAUUGACGGAUACGGCAGUUGGGUAUACUGCGAGCACCGGUCAAAUAUCUGCAACGGAAGAUGUGUGGACUAAGUUGUAUGCGACGCACAAGUAUGCAAGAUAUUUUAGAAGGAAGGGUUGCAAAGGUUAUGACAAGUUGUGUAUCAUUUUUGGUGAUACAACUGCUACUGGUGAUCAUGCUCAUCCCUCUACUAGAAGUCCUACCAUUAGUGAAGAUGAUAAGGAAGAAGAUGAGGAAGAUGUUGAGUCAUCUCGAGCUAAGAAAAAGACGAAAGUGGCAAACAAACGUGUACCGUUGAACCAGCAAAUCCAAUUAGCAAUGGUUGAAGCUUUAACCUCGAUGGGAGAAACUCUAGGAAGAAAAUGGAGUGGAGGGAGAGGAAAAUGAGUUCGGCUACUGCAUAUAGUCAUGUUAGUGGAGGGGGAGGAAGAAGCUCUAAGGAAGAACAAGAAAUGGUUCGGUGCAUCACUACACUUAGUGCUCUUCCCGAUGUUGACUCAACUCGGUUUUCCAAGGCCGCACAUAUUUUGCAUGAUGACGCAUCAUGGAGAACCAUGUUUUAGUCAUGCCUAGCGAGAGAAAGAAGGAUUAGGUGUUAAAUCUACCUUGAUGUUGUUUAUGUUUGUUUCGAAGAAAUUUGUAUUUGUUUAUGUUUGUGUUUGUUUCUAUUAGGCCAAGAACUUUGUGUGUGUUUCUAUAUGUUUGAUUCUAGUAGGUCGAUGACUUUUGUGUGUGUUUAAACUAUGCUUGUGUUCUAGUAGAUUGAAGACUUUUGGGUGUAUUUGUAUUAGUUUUUGAACCUAUAUAUUUGUAUUUCCAUAACGUUGUUGGUAUUAUACUUGUUUAUGUUGUUAACAUGUGUUUCAUGCCUUAUGUAAAUUUUAUUAUGCAAAACUAUGUUUGCAAUAGUGUUCAAUUAUAAUUUUAUAUGUUUUUGGUAGGUAUGGAUGGCAAUACAGAUACAAAUGAUUAUCAACUAUCAUCACAAUCUCAGAUGAGGAGCAAUUUCAAGUCUUAUUGACCAUUCAUGCAUUUAUGAAGUUUAAUGGAUCUUUUAUGGAGCAGCCUCGACCACAAAGGAUUUCAAAAUUAAGUGGGCAUGAUUGGGUGAUUGCGGUUCUAGGUGGUCACCCGGGUACUUGUUUUGACCUCUUAUGAAUGAAAAAAGAAGCAUUUAUUAACUUUUGUGAAGAGUUAAAGAGAAUUGGAAAUUUAAAACAUUCUAGAAACGUGACGAUUCAAGAACAAGUAGCAACCUUUUUAUUUGUGCUUUCUCAGAACGCCUACAUGACAGAAUUGUGUAAGGGCUAUAGAUAGAACUCAUGUUUUAGCUUGUGUGCCGUAAGAUAGUCAAGUUUCAUAUCAUGGAAAGAAAAUUAUGCUGACAAUGAAUAUGAUGUGUGCUUGUUCUUUUGAUAUGUGGUUCACAUUUGUUAUGAGUGGAUGGAAAGGAAGUGCAAAUGAUUCAAGAAUUUUCUUAGAGUGCAUUAGCAAUCCCGCAAACAAAUUCUCUAUGCCCCCUGCAAGAAAGUAUUAUUUGGCUGACUCUGGAUAUACCAAUAUGUUGGGUUUUCUUUCACCGUAUCGUGGAGAGCGAUAUCAUUUGAAUGAUUAUCGAGGGCAGAAUCUUCCACCGCAAGGGACUAGAGAACUAUUCAAUUACUUGCAUUCGUCAUUAAGGAAUGUUAUAGAACGAUGCUUUGAGGUAUUGAAAAAAAGAUUUCCAACUUUAAGAGAGAUGCCUUCACAUAGUUUGAGAAAAUAAAAAUAUAUAGCAUUAGCAUGUUGCGUUAUUCACAACGUGAUUCGAAUGCAUGAUUCUGGAGAUCCAUUCUUUAUCGAGUUUGAAAAUGAAGAUGUGGAACUUGAAGAAGAUGACAUGACUGCACAAGAACAACAAACCAUACCGGUCAAUGUCGGUCCAGAGCACCUUCGUGAGAUGUCAAGGUUUCGAGAUCGUUUGGCCCAAAGGAUGUGGAACGAUCGUGGUGGAUAAUAUCGGGAUGUGUUUUGAAAUUAAUGUAUAUUAUAUUGUAAUGUCACCAAAAUACAUUUUGAGCCUAAUGUAUAUAUAUUAUCAAUGUCAUUAGAACAUGUUGAACAAAUAUUCAUCAUUGUUUCAUGAUGGUGGUGACGUAUUAGGAUUUUUUUUUAAUUUGAA